AGCUGACUAGCUAGUUCCCGCCUGGCUCUUGUUUUAGAAGCUGAGGUGCUGUAGCAGGGGAGACGGGGAGUGUGAAACAGAAACCACACAGAAAUAAGACACAGAGUAGAGGUAGAGAGGAAACAUGGACACUUUGGCCUUAGAGGCCACACAGCCCAAAAAGGCUCCAAACGGGGCAGUGGCCGCCGGACCUGUGCUUCCUGUACCAGCCAAGCGCAAACCUGCCAAGAAGGCUAAGAAAGCUGUGGUCUUUUUUGAGGUGGAGAUCCUGGAUGCCAAGACCAAGGACAAGCUCUGCUUCCUGGACAAGGUGGAGCCAAAUGCAACCAUCGGAGAGAUCAAGUCUAUGUUUCACAAAAGCCACCCUCAGUGGUAUCCUGCACGACAGUCCAUUCGUCUCGACCCCAAGGGGAAGUCUCUGAAGGAUGAAGAUGUGCUGCAACACCUGCCUGUGGGAACAACAGCAACUUUCUACUUCAGAGACCUGGGAGCUCAGAUCAGCUGGGUCACGGUGUUCCUGACAGAGUAUGCAGGACCUCUGUUAAUCUACCUGCUGUUUUAUUUCCGUGUGCCGUUCAUUUAUGCGCCGAAAUAUGACUUCACUGCCAGCAAGCACUGGGUCGUACACUUGGCAUGUAUGUGUCACUCCUUCCACUAUGUGAAGAGACUUCUUGAGACGCUGUUUGUGCACCGCUUCUCCCAUGGGACGAUGCCACUCCGUAACAUCUUCAAGAAUUGCACAUAUUACUGGGGAUUUGCUGCAUGGAUGGCUUAUUACAUCAACCACCCUCUCUACACACCACCCACGUACGGAGAGCAGCAGGUGAGAGCAGCUCUGAUCAUUUUCCUGUUCUGCCAGAUUGGGAACUUCUCAAUCCAUAUCACUCUGAGAAAUCUACGACCACCGGGCUCCAAGACAAGAAAGAUCCCGUACCCGACUAAAAACCCCUUCACCUGGAUAUUUUUGUUGGUGUCCUGCCCAAACUACACGUAUGAGCUUGGCUCAUGGCUGGGCUUUACUCUGAUGACACAGUGUCUUCCUGUGGCCUUCUUCACGCUGGUGGGCUUCAUCCAGAUGACCGUGUGGGCCAAAGGGAAACACCGCAGCUACCUGAAGGAGUUCCGCGACUACCCGCCCCUGCGCUCGCCCAUCCUGCCCUUUAUUCUGUAGCCUGGCACGUCCUCCCUGCACCACGCGCUUCCUCUUACUCAGUCCAUACUCCUCCAGGGCCAGUUCCUGAUUUUCCAACCCUCCUUACCUAGGCGCGACAAUAAAAGUGUUCGGUGAUGAGAAAAAACAGAUAGGGUUUGGAUUCAAGGAUCAGGACUGAGUAUAAGGGACUGCGCUCACUGAAAUCGCCUGCUUACUUAUUUUCUUUCAGAACAGCACAGUUCUGCCAAUCUGGACAUAAUCACACCUGCAGCCUCCUGCUUUCUAAAUAGUGAAGAUGUACUAGCUGUAAAAAAAAAAAAAAAAAAAAGACGCUGUCUAUUGCUCUAUUUGUUGUCCCUAGAUCUGAAUAAAUUAGUAGACUGGAGUGUAGAAGGGGUCUAGGCUAAAAGCUGCAGGUGAGAUUCUGGACAGGGCCAACCUACUGAUCAUGUAUUCUUAUGGCUUUUGAGAACUCUGAAUCUAAUGACUACUAGAAAUCUUACCACAAAUGCAGUCAUUAUUUUAGACUCAUUGAGAGCAGUUGUUUUAAUUGAAUUAAAAAAAAAAAUCAGACAGUACUUGGGAGUUUCUUUAAACUUCCCCAACCACCACUGGGGUAAACACUGAUUUUCUGUUUUCUAAAACAAGCUAAUAAUGCAGUGGGGUAUUUACCUGAAAAGAAGAGAGUACUAGGCUAAUAUAUACUGAUUAAGUGUUCAGAAUAUGAGCUUUAUGGCACAGCACAAAGUGGGAGUGGUGGAGAUCCUGUUUUCUAAAAAAGGGGAAAAAAACAAUCAAAGCAUUCUCUGAUACUUUUGUGCCGAUGCUGUUUACCAAAACUAAUGUUUACAUUCUAAAUACACACUAAAGGAUUCCA
Electrophorus electricus (electric eel) is the source of this 2030-nucleotide messenger RNA. It is a transcript of the gene tecrb, whose product is annotated as trans-2,3-enoyl-CoA reductase b. NCBI's taxonomy places the organism in Eukaryota, Metazoa, Chordata, Actinopteri, Gymnotiformes, Gymnotidae. Gene Ontology annotation, molecular function: oxidoreductase activity, acting on the CH-CH group of donors. The record is from RefSeq and is a predicted model, not a curated record. Gene Ontology annotation, biological process: very long-chain fatty acid biosynthetic process.